AUGGCGUUUCAAUGGUUACCUGAAGAUGACUUCUUUCUCAGAAAAGCACUCGAGGAUGGAACGUCUCUAGAGACGCUAGCUAAAGGAGCGGUGAGAUUCUCUCGGAAAUUUACACUUUCGGAACUUAAAGAUCGAUGGCAUUGUCUUCUUUACAAUCCCAAGGUUACAUCUCUAUCUUCUUCUGUCGGAUUUGAGAUCCAAUACGAAGCUCAACUCAUUCCGCAAGGUCACUAUCAUCACUCAAUACCAGUCAGAAAUCAGUACUACACUGCGCGGAAGAAGAGGCGUUUGGAGUUGGAGGAGUCUCUUAAGCUCAAUAACAAUGCCAUCAAUGAGCAUCCUUAUGAAGGUGAAGGGUUUAUGUUUGGUGAAGAUGAUGAUUUUAACUUCGAGCUUGAGGACAUUGAACUUUUUCAGAGAACUUUCCCUGACAUUAUGCUAUCCCCUCACGAUGAUGAUUUUCAUACAACAUUGUUUGGUAAUGAUGAUGAUGAUAACCGAAUGGUGGAUCAGAUGUUAAACAUCAGCGAUGAACAGAUUCAAGACUGUGAUGUUACACAAGCAGCAACAUCAGUAGACCAUGUUAUGCUUCAAGAAGUGUUUCAAGAUCCUCUGUUCCAACAACCUAAUACAUCUUUUAACGAGGCUACAUCACAGUCACAUGAGCAAGCAGUCUCUGAUCGUCCUGGGGCUAUUCCAUUGUGUGAAUUGGAUCCACAUCCAGAAAUCAUUAACGGUGUUAUCAUAUGUGUUCUAAACUGUGAGUCCAGUGAGAUUCCAGAUAACGAUGAUAUCAACCUGCAACUGUACAAUCCUAAAGCUCGAAACUCGGUUAAUCCUUCAACAUCAUCGAGGAAGCAUAUGAAACCACCUCUGCCUCCAGUCAAGAGACAAGAUUCUCUCGAUGACAGUUUAAUAAAAGCUCUAAUCAAGUUGAAGCAAGACGAAUGUUUUGAAAUGAAAAAUUUUGGUAAGUUUUCGAUAUAGAUGAACGAUGAAGAAAUUGAACAUGGAGAAGUUGUCACUCUCAAGAACAGUUGCUUAAUCCAGAUACGAGAGAAGUCGUUCAUAUUCGAGAGGAAUGCGAAAGCAGUGGGGAGAUAUUUAAAUCGAAUUUCAAAUGAGAACAUACAUAUAUGA
Capsella rubella is the source of this 1140-nucleotide messenger RNA. RefSeq lists its product as uncharacterized. Gene Ontology annotation, cellular component: NSL complex; Ino80 complex; MLL1 complex. Gene Ontology annotation, molecular function: G-quadruplex RNA binding. The record is from RefSeq and is a predicted model, not a curated record. Gene Ontology annotation, biological process: positive regulation of transcription by RNA polymerase II. Lineage: Eukaryota; Viridiplantae; Streptophyta; Magnoliopsida; Brassicales; Brassicaceae. The transcript has 5 exons.